Molecule: messenger RNA, 1519 nt
Organism: Capsella rubella
Lineage: Eukaryota; Viridiplantae; Streptophyta; Magnoliopsida; Brassicales; Brassicaceae
Product: leucoanthocyanidin dioxygenase
Exons: 2
Coding region: 104-1354 (416 amino acids)
Source: RefSeq, a predicted model, not a curated record
AAACUCAAAAAAAAACAUAUCUUACUCUGUUUUUCCCCUGUUUUGAAUUAGUUUCUUUACUUACUCUGUUUCCUUUGUAAGCUUUGAGAUAAGAUAAAGAAGGAUGGUUGAAGUAGAAAGAGUUGAGACUUUAGCAAAGAGCGGAAUCAUAUCGAUCCCGAAAGAGUACAUUCGUCCCAAAGAAGAGCUCGAGAGCAUCAACGAUGUUUUCCUCGAAGAGAAGAAAGAAGACGGUCCUCAAGUUCCCACUAUCGAUCUAAAGAACAUCGAAUCAGAAGAUCAAAAGAUCCGCGAGAGUUGCAUAGAGGAGCUUAAAAAGGCAUCUUUGGAUUGGGGAGUUAUGCAUUUGGUCAACCAUGGUAUACCAGUUGAUCUGAUGGAGCGUGUGAAGAAAGCAGGAGAAGAGUUCUUCGAGUUGCCCGUGGAAGAGAAGGAGAAGUAUGCGAACGAUCAAGCCACCGGGAAAAUUCAAGGGUAUGGGAGUAAGCUGGCUAACAACGCGAGUGGACAGUUGGAAUGGGAAGAUUACUUCUUUCAUCUUGUUUAUCCUGAAGACAAGAGAGAUCUAUCACUUUGGCCUAAGACACCAAGUGAUUACAUUGAAGCAACAAGUGAGUAUGCGAAGUGUCUUCGUUUGCUAGCAACAAAAGUCUUUAAGGCUCUCUCUAUUGGUCUAGAUUUAGAGCUUGACCGUCUAGAGAAAGAAGUGGGUGGUUUGGAAGAGCUUCUUCUACAAAUGAAGAUCAAUUACUAUCCAAAAUGCCCUCAGCCUGAGCUAGCACUUGGCGUGGAAGCUCACACCGAUGUAAGCGCCUUAACCUUCAUUCUACACAACAUGGUUCCUGGUUUGCAGCUUUUCUACGAGGGCAAAUGGGCCACUGCGAAAUGUGUUCCUGAUUCUAUUGUGAUGCACAUUGGAGAUACUUUGGAGAUUCUAAGUAAUGGGAAGUAUAAGAGUAUACUUCACCGUGGACUGGUGAAUAAGGAGAAGGUUAGGGUAUCUUGGGCUGUGUUUUGUGAACCACCAAAGGAUAAGAUUGUUCUUAAGCCGUUGCCGGAGAUGGUGAGUGAUGAGUGUCCGGCUAAGUUUCCUCCAAGGACAUUUGCUCAACAUAUUGAGCAUAAGUUGUUUGGUAAGGAACAAAAGGAAUUGGUGCCUGAGAAAAAGGAACAUAAGGAAUUGGUGUCUGAGUUUAAGCAUCAUAAGGAAUUGAUGUCUGAGAAAAAGGAACAUAAGGAAUUGGUCUCUGAGAAAAAGGAUCAUAAGGAAUUGAUCUCUGAGAAAAAGGAUUAUAAGGAAUUGGUCUCUGAGAAAAAGGAUCAUAAGGAAUUGGUCUGUGAGAAAAAGGAUUAAGUUUGUGUCUGUAGUCUUCUUAUAUGUGUAAGCGUUUCUUUUGUUUUGUGUUCUUGUCUUUAUCAUGUAUUUGUGUGUAUUUGAUUGAAGAUGUGAAGACAUCUUUAUACGGCUGGUGUCAUUGUGAUAUUUUUUCUACCUUCAUUUUCUAAAUUGUUUACAAUA